AUGUCUUAUGGCACCGUGCCCAUCGUUCCUUUCCCCCCAAAUCAUGAGACGUUCGACUCAGGGGCCAUCACGCGGCCUAUCAUCCAGGCAGCGCACAGCUACGCAACGUUGGCUCUCGAAGCCAGGAGUUCGAGAAGCUCAAAACGCCAAGGCUCGUGCUCGAGUAGCGUUGGCAAGGAAGAAAAAAAAAAGAUCGAAGAUCAAACAGCGGCACCCAUCACAUCAUCAGUCGACAACUACGAAGACCUAUCCUGGGACGCCAACGACGAUUCCGCCAUCACUCAUCAGUCGACACUCGAAGACCUGUCCUGGGACACCAACGACGAUUCAGUGCUCACGAUGGAUAACGACUUACCUUGCCCCUGCGACUCUCAAACGCUAAUUCGACAGAGAGAAUCGUCCAGAGGGUGGCGAAAGGAGUGGUUGGUAUGGUUGGUAGCAGAAGAGACAUGGAGAGAAGUAUACCGAGGAAGCACUCGCACACGCUCGGGUGGAGGGGGAAAGUGA
This is a messenger RNA of Suillus clintonianus, 507 nucleotides long. RefSeq lists its product as uncharacterized. The transcript has 5 exons. The record is from RefSeq and is a predicted model, not a curated record. Bases 1 to 507 code for a protein of 168 amino acids. Lineage: Eukaryota; Fungi; Basidiomycota; Agaricomycetes; Boletales; Suillaceae.